Messenger RNA from Neurospora tetrasperma FGSC 2508, 1880 nucleotides. RefSeq lists its product as uncharacterized. The transcript is spliced from 2 exons. The coding region runs from base 555 to 1847 and encodes 430 amino acids. Lineage: Eukaryota; Fungi; Ascomycota; Sordariomycetes; Sordariales; Sordariaceae. The record is from RefSeq and is a predicted model, not a curated record.
CGCCGUCGCCGUCGCAAUUACAAUUCUUCACCUUGUCGGCUUGACCGUCUCGCGCUCUGCCCUGGCAGCUGCGCGUGCUGCGCCGUCGUGUGUUGACGCUUCAAGUUGCUUGACUUUACAGUCCCUGCCCCGCCGCCUUGACCCACCACUGACUACAGUGCAAUCGACCCAUCUCUGCCUCCGUUUCUGGGGUAUUUUCGCACCCUCCCGACCAACCCUCGGGCGGCUUGGUUUCCGUCUUCGAUUCCCUUUUCCCUCUUUUUGACCAUCCGUCAGUCCCGUUGCUAGACGGACAACAAACAACUCAACUGGCGGACGGGGCCACUGUCCAAGGAGUAGCCUCCGUCGGACACCUACUCGAACGGCGUCAACAAACGGCGUCAACAGCCGACCAGAAAGGGGGCUCCACUCAUCCCGACAACGCGGCACCUUAACGGUACCGUACUUACUGCGGUCUGUACUUAGCUAUACCUUGCAGUGGUCAACGGACCCGUACGGAUCCCGGACGGAACCGCGGACGGACCACGGACCACGGACCACACGGACGGCCCCCAAUGUCCGACGACCCCUUCCCGGCCUCCGCUCCCGGUGCCGGCCCUCCCGCCUUGGCUCCCGGUAAGCACCGCGGCCCCCGCUUCAGCUGGAACAGUGCCUAUGAGACCACCUUCUUCACCUCCCUCUGCGAGUCGGUCCAUCUCGGUCUACGCGAGGGCAACACGUUCAAGCCCGAGGCCUGGGACCGCGCAUUGCAGGCCCUCAUCACCCACCACAACGCCUAUGCCAACAAGGGCCACCUCAUCAACAAGAGCGACAAUGCUCGGAAAAAGUUCCGUCUGUGGCGUGGUCUGCGCGAGGAUCCCGACUUCCACUACGAUGUCAUGACCAGGACUGUGAAUGCCUCCGAGGAAGCAUGGGCCAGACAUUUGCAGAUGGAACCACUCUCUCGCUCCCUUCGUGGAAGACCUUUCGAACAUGAAGAACUUUACGAGAUCUUGUUCCCCGAUGUCAUCGGCUCUGGCGGUGCCCCCAAACGACUGACCAAACAACGCCCCCGCAAGACGAACGACAACCUCAACCCUUCCGGCCCCGGCCUCGGUCCCGGCUCCAGCUCCGGCUCUGGUCCCGGUCACGGUCCCGGUCACGGUCCCGGUCACGGCCCCGGCCACGCCGACCAGGAUGCCCCUAAUACGACCAUCAUGAACCUCCUUGCCGAUCAAUCCUACGCGAACCCUCAUCCACAGGCUCACAUGCCUCCUCCGCCGCCGCCAGUCCAUUCGGCUUCCGCCCCUCUUCCCUCUCCCAUCCCCGCCCCUGUGUUGGCCCCCAUUCCCACUCCACCAACCUUGCCGUCGUCGCAACCACCAUCACAUUCCCGGCCCAACCUGAGCGCACAUCAGCCCCGAAAUAACCCGAGCACGUCCGCCCUCACGCCACCCGAGGAGAAUCCUGUCCAGAACCGAAGAAGGCCUCACAUGCCUGACAGCAGUGGCUCCAGCGGCUCUACUAACGCUGAAAAACGCCGCCGUACUGCCUCAAACUCUGUUGACCACGCUUCUCAGCCCCCGGGUAUUGCCAGCUCUUCCGCAGUCAGCAGUCUAUCUACUCCCGAUGCGGUGACAGCUUUGGCAGAGGUUCUUCGUUUUCCCAAGCCCAAGUUGAGUUGGGCAGAGCAAGCCGUCGAGAUCUUCUUCCGAGACUUCGCCCAGGAGGAUAUGGACUUUCAGCUCAAGGUGGCCGAAAAGGCCCUCACGGACGAGAACAAGGCCAUGGUGUUUUGCAAGAUGCCCAACCACGUGCGCAAACAUUGGAUUAAGCGUCUGAGGGAAGCACACAACAGGAGUAUCUAGGUGAACACGGUGGUUGCUUCUCACUCACAGACA